Biomphalaria glabrata is the source of this 6580-nucleotide messenger RNA. RefSeq names its product membrane progestin receptor beta-like. Lineage: Eukaryota; Metazoa; Mollusca; Gastropoda; Planorbidae. Gene Ontology annotation, molecular function: signaling receptor activity. Bases 203 to 1288 code for a protein of 361 amino acids. The transcript has 8 exons. Gene Ontology annotation, cellular component: membrane. The record is from RefSeq and is a predicted model, not a curated record.
UCUUUCACCCGGAAGACAUGGGUCACAAGUAAAAGUAGGGUAGAUCCAAAUAAUGAAUUAAAUAAUUUAAAUAGCCUCUGAUCUCAUAAUAGUAUUAAUAAUAGAUCUAGACCUAGACUAGAUAUUAAAUGGUUACAGAAUAGGUUACAGAUUAAGUCCGUUUAAAGCUGGAAAAGAACGCAUUUUUAUAUAAAAGAACAUCAUGAUUUUCCUACCUCCUGCAUUAGACAAAGAUGAAAUUCCUAUUUUGUUUCAUGAACCAUACGUGCUCACUGGUUUCAGGCCUUUACAUUAUCCAUGGACUUCAUAUCUUCUAAGCAUAUUUCAGUGGCAUAAUGAACUUUUAAACAUCUGGACCCACCUUCUUGCCCUCAUCAUGGUGCUUAUAAGAGCAAGUGUUUGGUCGACUGAGUUCAGUCUGCUCUCUGACCCCUUCAUGUGGCCUUUGUCUGUAGGCAUCAUCACCAUGAUUAUCCUAUAUAUUUGUAGUUCAGGUGCUCAUUGCCUGCAAAAUAGGUCUGAGGUAGUUCACUACACCUGCUUUAUGUGUGAUUAUGCUGGCAUAGGUCUGUAUGGGUUUGGUAGCACAAUGUUGCAUUAUUGGUACUGUCUUCAUGAGGACUUACUUGGAUCUUUCUCUCAUCAGUUUGCUAUACCUGUUGGAGCCGUUCUUGCUGUAAUCGUAUGUAUUUGUUGCACAAUCUCAAAGACAAAGUACAAACGACCAUAUCCUUUCAUUCGUAGAGUCUGGCAGAUGUCUUCUGUUUUUGCUAUUUAUGUUUGGCUCAUAUUUCCUAUUUGGUAUAGAAUUUGGAUGUACUACCAUGAUGGGAAAUGGUCUUCCAGUUUUAAAAACCACAUACAACAGAUGCUUUGGUUUACUGUUGGGGGAUUUUUCUUUGGCUCAGAUGUCCCUCAAAGAUUUUGUCCAGGUCUAUUUGAUAUUAUCGGUCAUAGCCAUCAGAUAUUCCACAUGUGUAUUUUUAUGACAACUUAUGAACAAAUGAAUGCAUUGUACUUAGAGCUUACAGAUGACACUGUCAUCAUCCACAAGAUGGAGGAACCCACUUUAUUCAACACCUGGGGAAUGCUGGCAAUGGUAAUAGUAGCCAAUAUCUUUGUGGUCUACUACUUCCAUUGUUCUGUCAACAACAGACUGGAGCAAGAGAAAGAACAAAACUUGGACGUGAAAAAUAACAAGCACAUGACAGAAAAUGGAGGUAGUUGCUUACAUCAGGAAAACAUACAGAAAAGUCUAGUCUCUAAAUGUAAAGAUAAAACACAAUAAAUUGUUGGUUUUUAUUUGAAAAUCAAAAUAGAUAUUGUCAUUUAGAACAAUGCUGGCUUCAUCUUUAAUUAGUCAUGUCUAAUACUGUAUGCCAUUGUACAUACUUAGUGCUUUCUAUAAUCUUGCCUGUCUAUAUUUUCUACUAAAUGUUGCAGUUGCUUCUUUAUGAAAGUGGCAAUUUUAUUCGCUAGUCAAAAAAAAAGUAAAAAUGAAUAGAUUUAAACAUUCUUCAAACUCCACAGCCAUUGAUUGCUUUUCAAUAACUGUCUUACCUUGAAUAUAUUUCUUGUCCUUAAGCUGUUAUAGAUCAUGUUGGUUGGAUCCUACUUGCUUUUUUCAGUCUUGGUUUUAUUUUGUUCAGGUCUUUAUAUCAAUGGUCUUCCUAAUUUUUUUAGAAAGUUGAAUGAAAGUGUAUUGUGUCUAAAACUUUUUAUAUAUCUUUUAUCAUGACAAUCAAUUCAACAAAAAUAAUUUUCUGCUUUGUUGUACAUUUGUACCAGUUUUAUAAUUUAGUCUCUACAUAAAGUAGCUUCUGAGUGUAUCACUAGUGUGUAACAAGACCACCAUCUUAUUUUCAUUCAGUGCCAUAUUUAUUGAAAUCUCUUCAAGAAUGUUCCUUUCAAAGAUUUCAUUCAAUGAGAUGUUCAAAUAUAAUUGAAAGGAAACAAUAAUCCUGGUGAAAUAAUCAUUUGAAGAGACAACUUGAAAAGCUUCCAUUUAGUAACAUAGCAUUAGAUACUUAAUUAGAUAAGCAUUGACAACAGUAAAUAAAGACAGCUUUGAUUUAAAAUGCAGUUGUUUGAUAACUAAACAAAAACGCAGAGUUAACAUGCAGGUAUGCCAAGAUAGACAAAAGCUGAUCUGGCACAAGAUAGACAAAAGCUGAUCUGGCACAUUUUUCUCCUCUUGAUCAACCUUCCCCUAACACAGAGAUUACUCCAAGACUUCAACCUUUUGCAAACAUUCAAAUAUGUUUUUGGUAGCUUAAAAUCUGCUCGAUACACUCAGACUGUCAACAACAGUAUAAAAUUUAGCUCUUGUGAUAGGAAGGGAGAGUAAUCCUUACAGGAUUACCAGACGACAUGGCCUAAAUUGUGCCAAAAACUCAAACUGUCAACAACAAAGAAAAACAUGUCACCCAUUUUUGUUUCUAGGGAGUGGAUAACAUUAAUUUAGUCCGGCAGAAUGGUUAUGAUGUUCAGCCUAAUCUUCUAUUCAAUUGUCAAUAACAUGAAUUUCAAGCACAGGGCUAAUUUACUUUUCAUUAUACCAUAACUGGCUGCUCAUUUUUACUACUGCAUAUAAUCUUCACUAAUUUAGAUGCAGCUAAGAGGAUAUACCUGAAUUUAAUUUGUUGAACCUUGAGUUUUUGUUAUCAUUGUUUUUCUGUACAUUAAACUUCAUUUAAAGUGAAAAAAAAAUGUUUUAGUGAACAAUUAGUUAUCUAGGGUAAUUAGUCUAGCUUUUAUUUAAAAUUUUUUUUAUUUUUAUAAACUCACUCCAAACGACAUAAUUCGUUAUGAAUAGUUGAGUGAUGUCACUGACGUAUAUAUCUAAUCCAUUUGAUGAAAUGAAUCAGUGUAACCUAAAAUCCAUUUUUGUUACUUGUAGCUUCAAGUAAAUUGUUGUAUAGCUGUGCAAUAAUUGUGCAAGUUGAUUAUAAAAGCUUUCAAGUGCAAUGUGUGAUGAAAAAAAAGUAAUUUUUUUUGUAACAAAUUUACUCAUAUAUAAUUCUAUUUAAAGAUAUUAAUUAAAACGUACAAUGCUCAGUGGAUCCUCAAUUUGUAUCUUCCGUCAAUAUGUUGUUGUUUUUUUUCUGUUAAUUCUUUGAAAAUAUUAGAUAUUCCUCCUGUCAAUCUGUCUUUUUACUUACCCAUUUGUGAGUUCCUGAGAACCAAGCUUCUUUUCAUAUUAUCUUUCAAGCUCUGGAUAUCAAAAAUCAAAAUUUACAUUAUCGAUCUCUCACUCACUCUGUCUCUUUCUAUGGAAGUAAAAAAUAUUUUCUAAUAAAAUUCUUAAUCAGCAUCAAUUAACUUUGGGCUUAUUAUAAGCAUAGACCUAUUUUUUACUUGCCUUGUUCAUGUUUAUUCCAAUUUUUUAUGUGAAACCUAACUGAUUCAAUGUAAACACAUGGGAGCAGACAUUUGCAAUGGCUAAACAUGAGGUAUGAUUACAGUUGGUUGGUUAUUUUUAGAUUCUUUUUUUUUUUCUGAAAUAGGAAGUACCAAAAAAGGCAAAUUUUAGAAAUUACAAAUAAAAAGCAUUACAAGGGUCUUGCAGUGUUACAGGUGAAUAAUAUUUUGUAAGCUUUUUCCUCCAGCUGAGUAACUUGUUUAAUGUAGUAAAGUCUUAAGGCACAAACACAUUUUUAUCCAGACAAAAUACUCAGCAUUUUCUAAGCAUCAUUUUCUGACAUUAUUUUGUGACAUCUUGCAAGAAGCUGAUAACACUAACGGAACUCUGUUCACUAACAACUUUUUGGAUGUUAUUUUGUCCACCCAACAAUGUAUUUUGAGCAUUUAUAUAUAUUCUUGAGUAGGCAAUACAAGAAAUUGAUAAAUAUUUGCAAAAACUUCGAUUUAGUUGCAAGGAUGUUGUUUUUAUUGGUUUGUAGGCAGAUGUAAUGCUAGUACACUCACCAUACUGACAUAAGAGUCAUAUUGACUGACACAAUUGGAUAAUUUGUCAAGGUACAUAUACCUGGAAUGUUGUACAUUCAAUCCUUUUGAUGUAGCCAAGAUAAAAGUUUGAUCUGUCUGACAUGUCAAGAUCAAAUCAGUUUUCAGAACAGGUUCAAUUUGAUGUGUAAUACUAGGAGGAACAAAUGAUUGAAAAAAUAAUAACAUUAAAAUAUAUGUAUAAAUUAGACAUACAAAAUUGUGUUGGGCACAUUCUUCAUUAACCUAGAUCUGUAUGAAUACAGUACCCGGUAAUCCAAAUUACAACAGCAAGCAACUAGUUUCUUUGAAAUGAAGCUGAUAUGUAAUCUCCAUGAAUUUAAAUUGUAUAUUUAUCGCAGUUCAAAACAAUAAAUAUUUUUACACAUUUUCCAUCUUAAAAUUAUAAGAAGCUGUUUUCCUUUCAACCAAUAAGUGAACCAAAAGUUGUUUUUUACAAUGAACAAGUUUGUCAUGUCAUUAAGCUUCAAGGAGUUGACAUUGAAUCGUUAUCAUGCUUUCAAAGCAUCUCAUUGAAAGCAAAACAUUUUUGCACAGAGAUCUAGUUGAUAUACAAAAGAUUUUUGUUCAGCUAGUGACUGGUUUGGUUGGACUUUUAUUCCCUUGUGAUAUUCUUCAUGUUUUUGUGACUGAUACAUAUCGAGGUUCUACUGUAAUUAUUCUAAUUAUGUUUUGUGUUUAAGAGUUUUGUUUAUACUUUAGUGUUUGAUGUUAUGUCUAAGAAAGUCUUUAUGUACUUAAUAUUGCCACUUACAUUGAGACAUUAAUUCUUUUGGUUUAUUUCUUUUAAUAAAACAUUAAUUUUUCAACUGCCUCACAUAAGUUAAUACAAGUGUAUUGGGUUAGGUUUUCUAAACAAAACUGAUUUUGAAUGAGGGUAAAAUUAGUUGUUUGGUGUGUUUUUUUUAGGAGAAACCAUACAAUUGAAAAUAAUUUUUUUUUUUAAAUUAUCAAUGUUGUAAGAUAUUUUAUUCAAGUAAUAAAACUUUGAUAUGGACCCAUUUGUAAACCAGUUUUCCAUUUGAAUGUCUGCUGCAUCUAAAGAGUUGUGGCCUCAAAAUAUCAUUGGAGGUCCAAGACCAGAAAUUAUAAUAAAUUUAUCAUGUAAUCAUUUAUUUUGUUGUAAUUGCUAUGACAGAGGUAUACAAGCUCAUUUUUGUUUUUUGAAUCCUUUAGAUAAUUUUUAGAACCAAUUUCUGAAUUGUUUACUUUUCAUUAUAAUAGAUGAAUUAAACCACCAGUAGUACACUUUUUAUUACUUCCAUUAGGAGCCAUAUUUGCACUACACUAGUCAAUUUGAAGAUUUUUGUAAUGUUUUUUUUUUUUCUGUAAUCCAUAUGUAUUGCAUCUAACCCAUACAUUUUGACAUUAUUAUAGGUCCUUUCAUUAUUACACACAUAUAUACUUGAAGAAAAAUUAUUACCAGACAUAAUAUAUGUAUUUAACAAAAGUUAUAUCUUGCAAUAAAGUUGAAUGAUUGAACGUUAAUGGUAACUUGCGAAGUGUGAAUUACUAUUUCUUUCUGAAAUUACAGGUACAAUUACAGUCCUGUUUCUAUUUUAGUUUCAUAAAUAUGUUAAAGCUUCAUUGUUUCUUGACUUCCAUAUAAUCUGUGAUUGCUAUUGUGUUCUGUUUUUUUUUUAUUAUUUAUUAUUUUGUAUUUAUGUAUACUUUUUUUUUAAACAUCAGCUUUUCUGCAACACAUUUUCGCACACAAAAAUAGUUAUGACAAUGUAGAAAAUUUUAAUAUGGCUUAGGUUCACUGCUAGCUAUUCACGGACAUCUUUGAAAAUAUUUAGUUAGAAUGACAUUCAUCAUGUCACUUAGCUCAGAUUUCAUAGCUUAUUGUUUCUGAACUAGUCACUGUAAAAGUAAAGGCUCAUAACUCUGAGUUGCAUUUUCAUUUCAAUUGUUUGCAGUUCAUGAAAAAGUGUCAGAUGAUGAUAUUAGUUUUUAUUUAUAAUAUUUAUGUUUGGUUAAAUAACUGUUCCUUCAAUUAUUUCCAAAUGUAACUCAGUGAAAUUUUGAUGUAAAAAAAAAAUAUGUAUGUUUUUAACUUUAACAGAAACAGCAAUUAGAUUAUUUAAUUUAUUCCCGGUGUAUCUAUCAAUCUGUUAGCAACUGCCUUGAGUUGUGAGAAUUUAUUUUAUUAAAUAAACAAGAUUACAAAAAUAAAAAUUUUACAAUUCACUUUGCAUCAUCUAGAUGUUUUCAUUCAAAUAUAAAGAAAUAAAUCUGCAGGAACACUUGGAUCCUCUGGCAUAGGAACAUCAAGCUAGACUAUUGUCAUGUGAUAUGUUGCUGUAUUGAUUUGCUUGUUACUUUACUUAAUCAUGUUAGAGUUUACUUAAUCAUGUUAAAAUUUUUGCUAGCCUAAACAAAAAAAAUUGUCUUUAGCAUUGUACUGGAAUAUCUUGCUAACAGAUUUUUGAGGUAUAUUCAAAACUGAGCAUGUUACAUUUGAGUAAUGUGUUCCUGUGUACCUAUACUAGUAGAACAUAUAUUUGUAUACCUUUAUAUUUUGUUAGUGUGCCCAGAUGGCAUGUAGGCCUAUUUACUAUUACAUGCACAAUCAAGUUGUUCAAUAAAUAAACAAGUUUGUUUUGUUUCAGUA